Molecule: messenger RNA, 360 nt
Organism: Perkinsus marinus ATCC 50983
Lineage: Eukaryota; Perkinsozoa; Perkinsida; Perkinsidae
Product: phenylalanyl-tRNA synthetase, putative
Exons: 3
Biological process (GO): tRNA aminoacylation
Molecular function (GO): ATP binding; tRNA binding; aminoacyl-tRNA ligase activity
Source: RefSeq, a predicted model, not a curated record
GUGGGUUGAAGUGCUCGGCUGUGGUGCGAUAAAGAAAGAGAUCCUCGACCGUGGACUGGGCCCAGAUAGCGGCCUCCACGGUUGGGCCUUCGGGAUCGGCUUGGAACGUCUGGCAAUGCAGCUUUUCGAGAUCGACGAUAUACGAUUGUUUUGGUCCACGGACAAGCGAUUCUUGGACCAGUUUGCCGAUGGAGAAUUGAAGAAGUUCGAGCCUUUCAGCAACUAUCCACCAGUGUUUAAAGACAUCUCCUUUUGGAUCGAAGACUAUACCAAGUUUGAUUUGAACAGAUUCUUCGAAAUUUGCCGAGAGAUAUCCACUGACUGCCUCGAGUCAAUCGAAAUGAAGGAUGAAUUCUUCCA